Aplosporella prunicola CBS 121167 is the source of this 1539-nucleotide messenger RNA. RefSeq lists its product as uncharacterized. Gene Ontology annotation, cellular component: membrane. Gene Ontology annotation, molecular function: transmembrane transporter activity. The record is from RefSeq and is a predicted model, not a curated record. The coding region runs from base 1 to 1539 and encodes 512 amino acids. NCBI's taxonomy places the organism in Eukaryota, Fungi, Ascomycota, Dothideomycetes, Botryosphaeriales, Aplosporellaceae. Gene Ontology annotation, biological process: transmembrane transport. The transcript is spliced from 5 exons.
AUGGAAUCAUCGAAACAUAUCGACAACAAGCCAGGCGCAGAGUUUAUCGAGUAUCAUGAUGUCGACAAAACCCAGAAUGUGACCGAGCAAAAGGGCGCAGACGAAGAACAGGCGGCGCUUUACAGGGAGUUCAAAGCCAAGGACAAGGAAUGGCAUCGCAAGCAAACGAAGAAGUUGAUGCGAAAGGUCAACUUGCAUUUAAUCCCUCUAUUGAUUCUAAUGUACCUUCUCAACUUCUUGGACCGAAACAACCUCUCGCAAGCUCGACUUGGAGGGCUGGAGGAGGAUCUUGGUAUGACCGGGACAGACUUCAAUCUGGCUACAAGCAUAUUGUUUGUUGGUUAUUUGUUAAUGCAAAUUCCCUCCAAUCUCAUUCUAACCCGUAUCCGACCCUCUCUAUAUCUGGGUGUCGCAAUGGCAAUUUGGGGCAUGAUAUCCGCCGCGCAGGCCGCGGCCCACAGUUUCGGUGGCCUCAUAGCCGCCAGGUUCUGCCUUGGUUUUGCUGAGGCGCCGUUCUUUGCGGGCGCAAUCUUCCUAAUGUCGUCGUGGUACACGCGCAGUGAGCUAGCCCACAGAAUCUCUUGGUUCUACUGUGGGAGCGCACUCGCAAAUGCUUUCGGCGGCCUCCUUGGAGCGGGCGUGCUCGCAAAUCUCGACGGCGCGCAUGGUAUUAAUGCCUGGCGCUGGCUGUUCAUCAUCGAAGGAACUAUCACUGUCGGCAUCGCCCUGAUUGCGGCUGUGGUGUUGCCGGAUUUCCCGGCCACGACACGCUGGUUGACGCCCGAGGAGAGAUCCUAUGCUCAGUGGCGGCUCAUUGACGAUACAGGUGAAGCUGAUAUUGCGGAAUCAACCAGCAUCAUGGAAGGUGUCAAGAUGGCGCUGCGCGACUACCGUUUAUACCUCUUCACAAUACUCCAGCAUGCCUCGCUACUAACUCAGACGUUUCAAUACUUCUUCCCCAGCGUGGUGAGCACUCUCGGCUACGGUAACAUCGAAACGCUCCUCAUCACUGCGCCGGUAUGGAUCGCGACGUUCCUAGUUUCACUCGUCGUGACAUACACAUCCGGACGGACCGGGGACAGGUGCAUCCACAUCGUCUGCCUAAUAAUGAUCUCGGUGGUGGGCAACAUUCUGUGCUCCGCCACGCUCAGCACACCAGUGCGCUUCUUCGCCAUGUUCCUUAUGCCGAUGGGCGCCGUGUCUGCCUACCAGAUCAUCAUCACCUGGGUAGCAAACAGCUUCCCGCGGCCCCUUGUCAAACGAAGCACCUGCAUCUCCGUGGCAAACAUGAUCGGCAACGUUGCGAAUAUCUACGGCACGUACAUGUACCCCUCGUUCGACUCGCCGCGCUAUAUCCCCGGCGGCAGCGCAACGGCUGCUGUGGGGCUGUUUGUGGCUUUCAUGGCUAUUGUCAUUCGCAUGUUUUUGAAGCGCGACAAUACGAAGCUGGCGCAGAGUGAGGUGCUGGAUAAUGAUGAGAGGGGACGCGGUGCCGCUAUUUCGGAUGUGAGGGUCGUGGGGUUCAGGUAUAUCUUAUAG